Messenger RNA from Porites evermanni, 1807 nucleotides. Lineage: Eukaryota; Metazoa; Cnidaria; Anthozoa; Scleractinia; Poritidae. The record is from the annotation of a GenBank genome assembly.
CCACGCACAAAACAAACGGUAGUGUCCCUUUUAGACCACUUUAGAGCUCCAGCACCUAAAGGUCUUUCACGAUCUCUGCCUGUAUUAAAGUGCAAUACCCUAGUCUUCUUGUAGGUUGAGGGGUACUGUAAAUAAGGCUGACUUUUUGUGGAAUUGCUUAGAGUUUUGUUGUAUGCUGUACAAGAAUAUACUUUCCUGAAAUUUGCUGAAAUUUGUGUUGCCAUUUUAGAUGAGAAUGUAAUAUUUAUUUUAUUUUUAAGAUAUUUAGAAAAAAAUCGGGAAUCUCCGGAAACAUAUUUAAAUUGCCAUUUUUUAUGAUAUUUGUAUCUAGGCCUAACUAUCGCACAGGUUGUCGAAACGUCAGUCACUGUCAACAAGAACAGUGCUAUUCAGGACUACGUUCACCCGUACGAUGAAACUCAACCUACUUUUGAGUAUUUUCAUAAUAAGGUCUCAUUUUAUGAAGGUAUAGUGUAGUCAUUCUUAAUCUUGGAAAAUAACUUUACUAUAUUCCUAAUGCUACAAAAGCUUCGUACUCUCUUAUAAGAAUGAUACUAAAAUAGAAUUUGAAAAACCAUCUAUUCUUACUAAUUGAAACACUUAUCAUAAUGUCGAAAAUGAUUUUUCUUGUACAUGCACAUCAAUCGUCCGAGAGUCUCAAUUCUUUUAAUUUCCAGCUGCAAAAGUUUAAUGGCUUUUAUAGCUGAGUGCAACAAUUUUUUUUAUAAAAUGCGAUGGCCUGUUAUUACAGGGUGCAAAAGCUAAAUUCAUUAUCAAGCAUGACAGUUUUAUUGCAAAGCGCGAGAGAAUAGCAUCUCCUCGAAAUAUUUUGUAUUAAAAACCCUCUUAGAUAUGUCAAACAAGAUUUCCCUUUUGUCUCAUAUAUCUCAUCAUGUGAUUUUCCUGGCCUUUAAUUAAUAUACCCAGGAAGCCUGAAGAAUGUACUGCUUUCGGUAGGAGCCUUCAUGUAUAGCCAUUAUAGGGAGUACCCUCUCAGGGUUGGGGAGGGGAGGGCAAAAGAGUAUGGCUUUAAUUUUUUGCAGAAGGACGGAGACAUCCCCAGUAAUCUGCUUGAGGGUUUGCGUUUCAAAACAGAAAACCGUCAGAAUAGAUGGGUAGGGACAUGAAGGUCUGAACAAAGGACAUCAAAGCCAGUUUUAACUGCUUUCGAUGUCAUUUGGCAGUUUUGCAAUUUUGCCAUCAGCUAAUCCGUGCACCCUUGGUUAUAAAACCCCCAGGCAAUAAAACCAUGCAUAGAAAAGAAAUACGGCGCCACUUUGUGCAAAACAAAGGAGCGCAUACCCCAAAGUGCUAAAAUCAGCUGCAAUGCAGACAACUGGGGGACAGAGGGAUAUAAUGCUAAACACUUUCAGUAGCGAAAUGGCUGCAGAAAUGAAAAAAUUCCCCUAAGCUCCCCUAAAUGUAAGUGAUGUCCUUGACUGAUUAAAACUUUUAACGAAUAAUUAAACAUGUCACAAAGAAAUUGAAUAUAAUUCCUCCUAAUGUACCUAGUCCCCUGGUCCGUGCCAGCAAAAUAGCUAUUUAUGCCUGUUCCGUGAUGCUACACUGUCAGUAGCUGUCAGUAGAUGUUGAAUCAUCUGGAGCUGAUAUUUUCGCAGUAACUGAGACAUGGCUCUCAGAAAUUGAUGAUGCGUACAGAGCCGAAAUCACCCCACCCGGGUACAAGCUGUUUGAUCACACACGAUCUGAUCGAUCUGGUGGUGGAACUGCUCUAUUGAUAAGAGAAAAUCUACAUGCAAGUCGUGUAGAUGGUGGUGUGCGUACUUCUUUUGAAUUUUCUCAUUAG